This is a messenger RNA of Pipistrellus kuhlii (Kuhl's pipistrelle), 444 nucleotides long. Its product is annotated as 60S ribosomal protein L37a-like. The record is from RefSeq and is a predicted model, not a curated record. Gene Ontology annotation, molecular function: structural constituent of ribosome. Gene Ontology annotation, biological process: translation. The transcript has a single exon. The coding region runs from base 16 to 429 and encodes 137 amino acids. Gene Ontology annotation, cellular component: ribosome. NCBI's taxonomy places the organism in Eukaryota, Metazoa, Chordata, Mammalia, Chiroptera, Vespertilionidae.
CAAGUUCACGGCAACAUGGCUAAACGCACCAAGAAGGUCAGAAUCGACAAUAAAUAUGGCGCCUCCCUCAGGAAAAUGGUGAAGAAAAUUGAAACCAGCCAGCAGGCCAAGUACACUUGCUACUUCUGUGGCAAAAUCAAGAUGAAGAGGCAAGCUGUGGGGAUCUGGCACUGUGGUUCCUGCAUGAAAACAGUCGCUGGUGGUGCCUGGACCCACAACCCACUUCUGCCGUCACAGCAAAGUCACCAUCAGAAGACGAAGGAAUUGAAAGACCAACAGAAGCUCCACAGUUUGAAACAUUGUGAGCCUAUAAUAAAUGGGUUAAUUUAUAUAACAACACCAAAAUGUACAAUACUUCUCACAGCAUGGUGGCUUGGCUAUCUCAGUCAAAAUUCUCUUUCAAAGCAAAGACCUAGGAGCCCUAUGUAGAUCUUGAGGGUUGAA